CUCCACGUCAUUAGACUUCCUCGUUAACAUCAGAUGCAGCUGCAGCUUAGCUUUAGCAGAAAUCUAUCGUCCACCCUAGGCGAGUCAGAAAGUGUAGUAGCGGUAUAGAAAGUAGGAAACAUUUCAAAUAGGAAACUGCUAAAAGUAUCCGCCAUUUUGUGCCGAUGAACGUGAGCCGAAGCGGCGGACACGCAGAGAGUUUUUGGUGGCCGAGUCGAGGAGGGGAGUUCAGACGUUCCCAAUGGUCGGUCUGCCCAGAGGAAUCAAACACACCUGGACUCUAUAUUUAGGCUGCUCGAGGAUCACAUUAUCACUUUUGUGAGGAACAAGCUGAAGAGGACGCAGGAGAUUCUGAGUCCAGAUUACCCAGAAGGCUUAGAGUGUCGGAGGGAGGAUGAGGGGUUGUCGGGAGGUGAGGAUGACGAGCAGAGGAGGAGCAGCCAAGAAGCUUUUCUAAAGAUCGUACUGCAUUUCCUCAAGAGAAUGGAGGAGGAGGAGCUGGCUGACUAUCUGCCGAAUCAAAUUAUUCCUGCCUUUUGCCAACGUAAGCUUAAAUCUACCCUGAAGAAGAAAUUCCAGUGUGUGUUUGAGGGCAUCGCUGAAGCAGGAAACCCAACUCUUCUGAAUCCGAUCGACACAGACCUCUACAUCACUGAGGGGGAAGUGGCACAGGUCAACAAUGAGCACGAUGUUAGGCAGAUUGAAAUAGGAUCCAGGAUACCGCACAGACCAGAAACAAUAAUCAGACAAGAAGACCUCUUUAAAGGCUCUCCUGUAAGAGAUGAACCAAUCAGAACAGUGAUGACAAAGGGAGUGGCUGGCAUCGGGAAAACGGUCUUAACACAGAAGUUCACUCUGGACUGGGCUGAAGACAAAGCCAACCAGGACAUCCACUUCACAUUUCCAUUGACUUUCAGAGAACUGAAUUUGGUGAAAGAGAAAUCAUUCAAUCUAGUAGAGCUUGUCCAUUACUUCUUCACUGAAACCAAAGAAGCAGGAAUCUGCAGCUUUGAAGAGUUCCAGGUUGUGUUCAUCUUUGAUGGUCUGGAUGAGUGUCGACUUCCUCUGGACUUCCACAACAAUGAGAUCCUGACUGAUGUCACAGAGUCCACCUCAGUGGACGUGCUGCUGACAAACCUCAUCAGGGGGAAACUACUUCCCUCUGCUCGCCUCUGGAUAACCACACGGCCGGCAGCAGCCAAUCAGAUCCCUCCUGAGUGUGUUGACCGGGUCACAGAGGUCAGAGGGUUCACCGACCUCCAGACGGAGGAGUACUUCAGGAAGAGAAUCAGAGAUGAGGAGCAGGCCAGGAGCAUCAUCUUCCACAUCAAGGCAUCACGAAGCCUCCACAUCAUGUGUCACAUCCCGGUCUUCUGCUGGAUCUUUGCUACAGUUCUGGAGGAUCUGUUGAAAACCAGAGAGGAAAGCCGCCCGCCGCCCAUGAGAGGAAAGCCGCCCGAGACCCUGACUGCGAUAUACCUCCACUUUCUGAUGGUUCAGGUCAAACUGAAGAUGGUCAGGUACGGUGGAGAAUCUCUGAUAUAUUCACUAUCGAGUCCAGAGAACACGAAGAUGAUUGAGUCUCUGGGAAAACUGGCUUUCGAGCAGCUGCUGAAAGGAAACUUGAUCUUCUAUGAAUCAGACCUGAUGGAGUGUGGCAUCGAUAUCAGAGCAGCCUCGUUGUACUCAAGGGUGUUCACACAGAUCUUUAAAGAGGAGAGAGGGCUGUACCAGGAAAAGGUGUUCUCCUUUGUUCAUCUGAGCAUUCAGGAGUUUCUAGCUGCAAUCUACAUGCUCCACUGUUACAAAGCUAGGAACAUGGUGGCUCUGGCGGACUUCCUGGGUCAAAACUGUGAUCAGUCGCCUCUGGAUGAAUUUCUGGUCAGAGUCACAGAGAAAUCUUUGCACAGUAAAAAUGGCCACCUGGACCUAUUAGUUCGUUUCCUUCAUGGCAUCACUCAGUGCAACCAGACCCUCGUAGUAAGACUGUUUGGGCAGGCAUUUUACACAAGUCCGGCAGUCAUCAAAAAGGCUGUGGACAACCUGAAGGGGCUGAGCAUGCACAACAUUUCUCCUGACAGAAGUAUCAACAUCUUGCACUGCCUGAUGGAGCUGGAUGACCUCUCAGCACACAAGGAGAUCCAAGAGUUCCUGAUGUCAGAGAACAAAUCAAAGACAAGACUCUCUGAGAUCCACUGCUCAGCUUUGGCCUACGUGCUGCAGAUGUCAGAGGAGGUUCUGGAUCAGUUGGAUUUGAAGAAUUACAAUACAUCAAUGGAAGGACGACAGAGACUCAUAUCAGCUGUGAGGAACUGCAGAAAGGCUCGACUUUCUGGUUGUUAUCUCUCUGGGAUUCACUGUGAAGUCGUGGUCUCAGCUCUGAAGUCCAGUCCCUCCCAUCUGAAAGAGCUGGACCUGAGUGACAACAACCUGCAGGAUUCGGGGGUGAAGCAGCUGUCAGCUGGACUGCAGAAUCCAAACUGUAAACUGGAGACUCUGAGAUUGAGUUACUGUGGUUUAUCGAAGAUCAGCUGUGAGUUUCUGGCCUCAGCUCUGAAGUCCAACCCCACCCAUCUGAGAGAGCUGGACCUGAGUGAAAACAGCCUGCAGGAUUCAGGAGUGAAGCAUCUGUGUGGUUUUCUGGAGAGUCCACGUUGUAAACUGGAGACUCUGAGGUUGUGGUGCUGUGGAUUAUCAAAGACGAGCUGUGACUAUCUGAUCUCAGCUGUCAGCUCCAACCCCACACAUCUGAGAGAGCUGGACCUGAGAGACAACGAGCUGCAAGGUUCAGACGUGGACCAGCUGCAGGCUUUCCUGGAGAAUACACACUGUAAACUGGAGGCUCAGAGGUCGGUACAGGGUCGGAGUCGGUCCACGCUCCGCAGUUUGUAAUAAACACAAUUGGUAUCGAAGUAUAGAUCCAGUGUUUCCCGUGAACCUGCAGUUACAGCGUCAUUGAUGAAAAUAGUGGCUGUGGUCAGUAAUUUAUCAGCUCUGUUUAUGUUCUUCUCUCCACAGUUGGUGGUCUUUGUAAAGUGAGCGUGACCAGGACGCAGGGUGUGCUGAAAGAAGAUGAAGAGAAGUGGGGCGGCGGAGCUACACGGGGGCUUCGCAGAAGUAUAAAUACGCUAACACAAGGCCUAACGUCUCCUCAGCCCACGGUGCUGCCAAGAGCCAGCAACAAAUGACCCCACUGCCACUGGACUUAGGAGAGAUCAGGUUGGAAUUAAAAGAGAAAUGUGAAGAGGUUUAACAUAAGAAUCCAUGGCGUAUCGGAAACCUCUGGCUCCACCUCCAUUAGCAUCUCUGAUGCCGUUUCCAGCUCGACUCAAGGUUACGUAUUAAGGGGAGGUUGAUUUAUCCAAACACAGCUAUGGAAUACGUUGAGAAGCACACUGUAGGUUGACAGUUUAACACAGCUUUAAUGGGUUAUUGUUAUGGUAAAUCCAGGCAUUAGUUUAUUUUCCUUAAUAAUCAAUAUCCUCGGUUAUGCAUAGUGGCUAAUGCAGCAUUUGUUUACUUGUUUGUGAGUGACAUUCCGUGAUGGAUCAUAAGUAAUGUAUUCCUACUGAUUUAUUCCCUCUACUAAUGAAGUAGACUGAGGGUUUCAAACUCAUUUUAGUUCAAGAGCCACAUUUAGCCCGGUUUGACCUCAAAGGGACUUGACCAGUAACACAAUAGCAUAUUAACCUAUAAAUAAUGACAACUCCAAAUGUUUCCCUUUGUUUCAGUAUAAAGAAGAGCAUUAAGUAGUUACUUUUCUUGGAAAAUUGCAGUUAAUGUCUUCAAUGUGAUUUUUGCACCUUUUUUUUGCCAAUUCAUCCUGCAGGUCAGAUUAGACCUUCUGACGGGCCACUUUUGGCCUAAGCAUAGGAAGGACUAUGCAUUGUCUGACUUAGUUUAACCUCUUCCCUGCAACUUAAAUAAGUUUUGCAAUCAAAUGCUUUCAAAUGUAACGUUGCAUGUCUUAUAAUUAACAAUUGAUUAUAUAUAUACGUGUGUGUAGUUGAUGGAUUUGCUCUAUGCUCGUUUCUUAUUGUACUUGCUUGGAGUUGUUCCUAAACUCUUUUUUGUGUGUCUGUGUCAGGCUGCAUCCUACCAGGGGAUGACUGUUGCCUUCAAGGAGUGUCAUUUCUAUGGGGUCUGGCCUAGGUACACGAAUUCCGGGUCCAAACGUUUCCCAACAGAACACUCACUGAAUUGUCACAAGAUGGUCAGUGUCGUUUACUUCUCCCGUCAGUGGCUUUACAGUAUUGUUAGAGGACAUGGUGGUUGGCCAGUGAGGUGAAAUGUUUAAGUUGCUCAUUCAUCCAGUGAUAUUCAAAAACACUUGUCAUUUGCUUUCCUGUGGGAGAUCCACAUACACUCACAGAUGACGUCAUUAGGUACACGGAUGAAAAGAAAUCCGGCCUAAUAUAACAGUCCUGCACUAAACUUUUGUGACUGUCACAGUGUUAUAGUGUUUCUGUUAUUUAGUCAAGCCCACUCACUAAAAUAUUAGAAACAAGUAUCCAUACAGUGUAAUACAGUUCAGUAGUACUACAAAUCACAGCCUUCCAAAUAAAAACACACAUAUUUCUUUUCUUAACAAAUAGAGGGUAUGUAUAUUUUUCUAAUAAUGUAUAUCUGAGUAAGUGAUGAUCUAUAUUACUCCAAUUCCUACUCAGAGUCUUAGUGCUCAUACAAACUGUAUUGUAUGUUCUGACUGUCAGAGAGCAAACCUGUCUCAAUCACUUUAUCCAGAUUUUUCUGAAGAAUCGUGGUAUGGUGAAUGUAUAGCAGUUUUAUAAUCCCACCUCUACCUCAUCACUAUCAGUUUGUGAAUAAUCCUUCCCUGCUAAGUGCUUACCUCCAGUUGUUAUCCAUUCUGUUAACACGGAGAACUGUUACGGCCUCAUAAAACUAAAGUAAUACAAGGCUCAAUGAGGCCACAACAUAUAAGGACGCCACACAAGGAUUUCAUGGUUACCAAAAAUGAAACUUUAUUGAAAGAUUUGCAUUGGGCAAGAAAGGGAAAAAAGGUUAACCCACAAAGUUAUGAACCAAAACGAGAUGGAGACCCCAGAGGAACAAAAGAGGGAAACACAGGGCCAGCCAAGCAAUGGGCCGUCGCACCCUGUGCUUUCCCCUAUUAAUUAAAAGAAAGGUAUAACCUAAAACAAAAACGCCAAACAGGACUACUGGCAGUCUCCAACUCAAACUAAAACAACAAACUCAAAAAGGAAAACUCUGCCAUGCAAAACAGGAACCAUUAAAGACCUUUUAUUCUUACUGACCUGUCCCAUCACAUCCUCCGGUAUCUUUGCUGCUCGUUCAAAUGCUAUGAUUAUUUUAUUAUUUUUUUCUAUUUACAUUUUUUUACAUAUAUACACAUUUGUAAAUGUGCAAUAUACUUAGAAUUAAUAAAAGAACUUGAUCAGAAACAA
This is a messenger RNA of Mugil cephalus (flathead mullet), 5426 nucleotides long. RefSeq names its product protein NLRC3-like. Gene Ontology annotation, molecular function: protein binding. Lineage: Eukaryota; Metazoa; Chordata; Actinopteri; Mugiliformes; Mugilidae. The transcript has 7 exons. The coding region runs from base 484 to 2892 and encodes 802 amino acids. The record is from RefSeq and is a predicted model, not a curated record.